Messenger RNA from Carica papaya (papaya), 3132 nucleotides. Its product is annotated as pyrophosphate-energized membrane proton pump 3. Gene Ontology annotation, molecular function: diphosphate hydrolysis-driven proton transmembrane transporter activity; inorganic diphosphate phosphatase activity. Lineage: Eukaryota; Viridiplantae; Streptophyta; Magnoliopsida; Brassicales; Caricaceae. Gene Ontology annotation, cellular component: membrane. Gene Ontology annotation, biological process: proton transmembrane transport. The record is from RefSeq and is a predicted model, not a curated record.
GAAAAUUGCCCACCGAAAACAUAAUUAUUUGCAGAAAUACAUUUUUCUUCUCGGCAAGUCAAUAUUUUUUAUUUCUAAAAUCUCAAGUCUGCAAAUUUUGUAGAGCCGCAGAGGUGACGAGAGAGAAUCGACGUGCUUGAAGCCCAGCAACCUUCCGUUUACGGCGGUUGCAUAUCAUCCAACCAGUUUCGACGGAAAUUUGAUUGGUGUUCAAGGGCUCUAGCAGGAAGACAUCUUGUCUAAACUUAGUAUCAAAAAGGGAAGUUUGAGAACGAAUCAUCCUGGGAUGCAACUGUUUCAUCAAAAUAUAGCAUGACUUUCUUACUCUUGUGAGUGGAGGCAAUCAUAUUUUGUGGAGAAAGUAAAACAUAAAAAAAUACAGCGACCAAGUUCAGGGGGUGACUUGCCCCAAAGUGGCGAGCAUAACCCCUCUCCUAUUGCCCGGAGAUCAAAUUUGUCUCAAAUCAUUAUGAUGGAUGAUGAUGUUGAGAGUGGCAAUAGGCUAAGGUCUUUCCCCAACAUGCGCAGCAAGCCCUAUAACCCGCUGAUAUUUCGCUUUUUUAUGGGAAUAAAUGUUCGUGUUCUUUUGAUAAUUUUGCUUUUGGGCUUUGGGGCAAUCUUCUACAUUGGAGCACGUACUUCUCCUGUCAUUAUCUUUGUCUUCACAAUAUGUAUUAUCAGCUUCAUUUUGUCAAUAUAUCUCACAAAGUGGGUGCUGUCAAAGGAUGAAGGACCUCUUGAGAUGGCUCAGAUAUCAGACGCUAUACGUGAUGGAGCUGAAGGCUUCUUCAGAACUCAGUAUGGGACUAUCUCUAAGAUGGCGUUCUUGCUGGCCUUGGUAAUCCUUAGCAUAUAUCUAUUCCGGAGCACAACUCCCCAACAAGAGGCAUCUGGUUUAGGAAGGUCAACAUCUGCAUUUAUUACUGUUGCUGCAUUUCUUUUGGGGGCUCUAUGUUCAGGUAUUGCAGGAUAUGUUGGAAUGUGGGUAUCAGUUCGUGCAAAUGUUCGGGUCUCAAGUGCUGCAAGACGAUCUGCAAGAGAGGCAUUGCAGAUAGCUGUUCGAGCUGGUGGUUUCUCAGCCUUGGUGGUUGUUGGUAUGGCUGUUAUCGGUAUAGCCAUACUCUAUGCAAUAUUUUAUGUUCUAUUGGGCGUUGAUACACCGGGUUCGAUGAAGGUUACUGAUUUGCCUCUUCUCCUUGUUGGAUAUGGUUUUGGAGCGUCAUUUGUUGCCCUCUUUGCUCAGCUGGGUGGUGGGAUAUAUACCAAAGCAGCUGAUGUUGGGGCAGACCUUGUAGGAAAAGUAGAGCAGGGAAUACCAGAAGAUGAUCCUCGAAAUCCUGCUGUUAUUGCCGAUUUGGUUGGAGACAAUGUCGGCGAUUGUGCUGCCCGAGGUGCAGAUCUUUUUGAAAGUAUUGCGGCAGAGAUUAUCAGUGCUAUGAUACUUGGUGGAACAAUGGCGCAACGUUGUAAGAUUGAAGAUCCAUCUGGUUUCAUCCUUUUUCCUCUUGUUGUUCAUUCUUUUGACCUGGUGAUAUCGUCAGUUGGAAUACUUUCAAUUAGGGGCACCCGUGAUUCCAGUGUGAAGGUUCCAAUUGAGGAUCCAAUGACUAUUCUUCAGAAAGGAUAUUCUGUUACCAUAGUUUUGGCUGUCAUUACAUUUGCUGCGUCGACCCGUUGGUUGCUAUAUACUGAACAAGCUCCUUCUGCAUGGUUGAACUUUGCACUGUGUGGGCUGGUCGGUAUCAUCACGGCAUAUGUUUUUGUCUGGAUAACCAAAUAUUAUACCGACUACAAGCAUGAACCUGUUCGCACUUUAGCUCUUUCGAGCUCCACUGGUCAUGGGACCAACAUAAUUGCAGGAGUUAGUCUUGGUCUGGAAUCGACUGCUCUUCCUGUUAUUGUCAUAAGUGUGUCGAUUGUUUCUGCUUUCUGGUUGGGUCAUAACUCCGGGCUGGUGGAUGAAGCUGGAAAUCCAACUGGUGGUUUAUUUGGCACAGCGGUAGCAACAAUGGGAAUGCUCAGCACUGCUGCUUAUGUUCUCACAAUGGACAUGUUUGGCCCAAUAGCUGAUAAUGCUGGUGGAAUUGUAGAGAUGAGUCAGCAGCCCGAGAGUGUUCGGGAGAUCACCGAUGUCCUUGAUGCUGUUGGAAAUACCACUAAAGCCACCACCAAAGGUUUUGCCAUUGGAUCUGCUGCUCUAGCGUCAUUCCUUUUGUUUAGUGCUUAUAUGGAUGAGGUAUCUGCAUUUGCCAACGAGCCUUUUAAACAGGUUGAUAUUGCUAUUCCUGAAGUUUUUGUUGGUGGAUUGUUGGGCUCCAUGCUAAUAUAUUUGUUUAGUGCAUGGGCAUGUUCAGCAGUUGGCCGAACUGCUCAGGAAGUUGUCAAGGAAGUAAGAAGACAAUUUAUUGAGAGACCUGGUAUCAUGGAGUAUAAAGAGAAACCGGACUACGGUCGCUGUGUUGCCAUUGUAGCAUCAGCAGCUUUGAGGGAGAUGAUAAAACCUGGUGCCUUAGCCAUAGUAUCUCCUAUUGUUGUUGGUUUUUUGUUCCGGAUUUUGGGAUACUACACAGGACAGCCUCUGCUUGGUGCUAAAGUUGUGGCUGCUAUGCUGAUGUUUGCAACAGUCUCUGGUAUUUUAAUGGCUCUUUUCCUGAACACAGCAGGUGGUGCAUGGGACAAUGCGAAGAAAUAUAUAGAGACUGGGGCACUUGGUGGCAAAGGAAGUGAUUCUCACAAGGCAGCAGUUACAGGAGAUACUGUGGGAGAUCCAUUCAAAGACACGGCAGGACCUUCCCUUCAUGUCCUGAUAAAAAUGCUUGCUACCAUCACACUUGUCAUGGCUCCAGUCUUUCUGUGAAGCAAAGUUCAAAUUUCUUGAAGUUCUCACCUCCAGAUGGGACGCACUAGCCCGCUUAGUCCUUUUAGGUAUUUUUUUGCACAUAUAUAGGUAGGUGCACACCAUGGGUGCCUGAUGAAUUUGUUUUUUUUUUUUUACGUCAUUCGAAUAAGAAAUGUUAAAUAGAAUGCUCAAUCCAGUAUUUACAGUAGAGUUUCAAAUUUUCAGUAGCAUUACAGCAACACUUAACUUGAGGCAUUAACAAAGCGGGUAAUGGGCAUACUUGUUUUUGUUUA